Messenger RNA from Nematostella vectensis (starlet sea anemone), 6601 nucleotides. RefSeq names its product von Willebrand factor A domain-containing protein 3B. The coding region runs from base 160 to 6066 and encodes 1968 amino acids. NCBI's taxonomy places the organism in Eukaryota, Metazoa, Cnidaria, Anthozoa, Actiniaria, Edwardsiidae. The transcript is spliced from 41 exons. The record is from RefSeq and is a predicted model, not a curated record.
GCCAAUGCUUCGCUAGCAACCGAGAGCCUUGAAAACACAAGCUAAGUCUGAGCAAAAGGACUUGAUCUAUCAGAAAAAUAGACUUUUUUGCCACAAUUAUGAUGUAAAAGGCGACAUAGAUGGAAUCUCUCCCAGUGAAUAAGCAUCUUCUCCGAAUAAAUGUACGAGAAUUUUCGCCAUACACACGGUAGCGGGUCCGGGCCCGGUCCAAUAGAGAUCGACCCUGACAAAAUGAGAAAACCUUUGACAAAUGGCCAUGUUAGCAAGCAAAGCAUCGGUACCAACACCACGCCCAGUAAGAAUGAGCGACUCUGGUCACCCAACGUCAGUGAUUGGGAGCCUGAUGUAAAGAUGAUGAUGUCAACAGCCCAAUGGCUCAAGGUUCAUGGACUGAAACGGCGGAAGCUAGAUAUGGCUCAGAUUCUCCCAGCAUUAGGAUUCCGACACUCGGAUGAUUAUGUUAGACCCCUCAACAAGCCAGUCAGAGCCCGCUACUGCAAAGGACUCUUCACCCAAGUACCACUUAGAGAUGGAGCAGUGUACAAUCUGAUUGCCGGGAAAGAGAAAAUAUCUGAAAUUGAACAGCAGCUAAAGCAUGUAAUUCACCUGUAUAAAAGAAGACUGGAGUGGCUGACAACAGAGAGUCGGCGUAUCUUUGGUGUUAUUGAAGAGCGCUGUAUCAGUAUUAUCUUGGACAUUGAUGUGACGUCAGAUGCCCGGUUUGACUCCUAUCGACAUGCUCUGAUCCAAACCCUGAAGGAACAAGUCAUGUUCAUCUCAAAAAUCAACCUCACCAGGUGUGCUGCUGACAUGCACAUGUGGCAGGAGCAUGCCAUCAGUGUCACCCUCGACAGUAUGGAUGGAGCGCUAGACUGGGUCUUACAGCUGGAGAAGGUGGUGCCACGUACCAACACCUGCACUGUUGAAGCAGUUGCCAAGGCUCUCUCUGACGAGCAUGUUGAAGCUGUGUACUUGUUCACUGAGGGCUCUGCAUCUGAUGGCUCCAGAGAGAUGCUCAGGAGAAAGGUUGAAGGCAGUGAUAUUCCUGUGCAUGUUGUUGCAUUCAACUGCAAUAGUCCUUCUACUGUCAAGUUCUUGAGGGAAAUUUGUCAUGAGACAGGUGGAAGAUUCCAUGCAUUCUCUGUCUCAGAAGAAUUUGACGAGACCUUCUCAGACUUCCAUAUGGAUGACCAGCAACCAAAUGGGCAUGGUAGGGGUGAUGGUAUGCCUUCUCUCAAGAUAGGGGUAGGGGUGCGUGAGGAUGUCAUUACCUUAUGGGAGGAGCUGGACGAAGCAAGGAAUUGCUUGGCUGAGAUGCAGGCAUUGCUGUGUGAGCUGUCGGAUCCUAAGACAACGCCAGUUUCUACCGGUGUCCCCCCACCUAAGGACAAACCAGAAGCUGCUCCAAGCAUGAAAAGAACUAGCAAGACUAACGAGCUGUACAUGGGUUCUAGGGAUUGGCUUAAGCGACACGGCCUGAAAGGUCGACGUCUAGGAUUCUAUGACCUGCUUCAGACUCUAGCAUUCAAGCACUGCGAUGGAGUUGUUGACAUCCAACAUGCUCCGGAUUACGAUGGCACAGAUGCGAUCGUCCGUCCAAAGCUUAUCAAUGCACGCUACUGUGACAAGUUUGCGCAUGUGCGGUGGAAGGACGGCACCAUUAUGCAUGUGCACGUCAGUGGCCCAGUGCACCGCAACUACGAACAGCGCAUGCUCUCUGCACUUGACUCUUACAGGAAACGGAUGGAGUGGUUGCAGCAGGGAAGCCGCGAGCUCUUCGGUACCAUUAUCGAGGACCAGGUGACCAUCCUUAUCGACACCUCAGCGUCCAUGUCCUCUCGCCUUUUUCUUGUCAAGGACAAGCUCUACCGACUAAUGCAGGAGCAACUUCGUCACAAGGUGAAGUUCAACCUGAUGAAGUAUGACACUCGCGUCCAGGCUUGGCGUGACAGACUCGUCGACUGUAACAGUCACAACCUUGAUAAUGCGUGGCAGUGGGUUAAGGGGCUCAGCACGGGCGGAUCCACAAACACCCUGGCAGCCCUCAAACUAGCUCUCACCGACCCGCAGUGCCGCGCUAUAUACCUACUGACGGACGGCAGGCCAGACCAGCCUCCCUCGUCCAUCUUGGCACAGGUACACCUCCUCAACCCAGUCCCCAUUCACACGAUUUCGUUCAACUGUGCUGACACGGAGGCUAACGAAUUCCUGUGCAAACUCGCUGCCGAUACGAAUGCAAGGUUCCACUACUUCUCAGAGGAUGGAUAUGAUGUAAACGGACCGAAACCAUUUGAGAGUGAAGAUCUGCGUCUUCUGCGUGAGGAAAUCGAAAAAGGUCUAAAAGAUUUGAAGAAAGUGGCGUUGCUACGCAACGAGUGCUCACAGCUCGACUGGUACGGCUCCAACGCUGGCCGCUGCUCAAAAAGUCAUCCUCGAUCUAUAACCGCAUCAGGCAGCCAUUCUGCGCCCAACGGCCUGACCCCCUCCCCCCCAAAUACCAUGCGCCCAUCCAGCGCCCGCGUUCGUCCCGCUAGUGCUCGUGUACGCCCCGCGAGCGGUCGUUCCACCGCCUCGAGUCGUCGGUCCCGUCCCGCGAGUGCUAAAAUCUCUCACAGCAGCUACAAGGAUUACCUCGUGAGUAGCGCCUCUCGGGACAUCCCUCGGGUCGUUCCGAGCGAGACGCGGCCGAGCGUCGGGGAGACUAGGACGAGCCAGUUGCGGUUGAACAUGAGAAAGCAGAGCGGUGAUUGGAUGAUGCGAGAAACCCGCGAGUACCUUGCGAGAAACCCCGAAGACUACCGCAAGCCCCGAGGUAGAGGACGAACAAAAAAGAGAAGAACGGCCAAGAAAGAUAUCGACGACCGGGACAUGCCUGUUAAAAAAUGGCUAAAGAAAUAUGGUCUAGCCGCUCAGAAGCUGACGAUCCUUGAUGCGCUGUCCCCAACACUGAUUCCCCACACCACCAAAUACGUUCCCAUCCUGAACAAACAUAUCCUGUCCAAGGUCUUUGACCAGGUACUCCCCUUGGCCCACACGUCUGGUAGUAAUCGCGACGAGGUCCAGCUUGUCAAUCCCCAGGCCGUAAAUCUCAAAGCUUAUGAGAUUAAGCUCCAGUCCGCUAUUGAUCUCCUCACCCGAAAACUAGAUGAGCUCGUUUAUUUUGGACUGAGUGAUCAGGAAAGAGUGAAGUAUCCCGAAGAAAAAGUCCCGUCGUUCCUUCAACACAGGGAGUCCAUGAUGAAGGACUUGGAGGAGCAAGAAUGGCAGGUUCCACAAGAGGACAUCCUGGCGCUGGAACGAGAAAUAAGCCAAGCCAACACCUUUAUGCAACAGUCCAUGGACCUCAGGACCACUUCUGAACAGGCGGCACGAGAAAUCGCCGAGCAACAGAAAAGAGCGCGGGAAGAAAUGGAAAAUAAACGAUUUAAGACAAUUAUGGAAAAGCCGGCCGCAGCCCCUGCGCAGCCUACCCCCCAAGGGAACAAGUUUCGUCUUCGCCAUCAUAAGGUUCUUGCCCGUAAUGAGGUGGACGGAUUCUAUUACCCAGGCCUCGUCAGCAAGUGCAUUAACUCGCGAUACGUAGAGGUAGACUUCAACGACUGUGAACGACAGGCUGUGUCGGUCAGAUAUGUGAUCCCUGUGGAGGGGGCCAGGCCCUGUCCGACCUUAAAGGUGGGGGAUUACGUGCUGGUGCGGACCCCCGUGCCACGAGAAGUCGAGGACGACGUCAUAGCGGACGGCGCGUGCUGCUACGUGCCUGGGAUCGUGCAGGUUGUCCCUCUCCGCAAAUCACCAGCCACUAGGUGCUACACCAUUCUCAGGUUCAACGGCAAAAAGAUUACAUCGUUACGGAGAGACCUUGUAAAGAUCUCCAAGACGCGCUACACGUUCGCCUGCCGCUACAUCCGCGACGCACUCAUCUCCGCGUACAAAGCGUCAUCACCGUUUGGAUUGUACCCCAAGGAAAUCGACGAGGGCAGGGAGGUCAUUAUAUCUAAGACUGGAAAAGCCGAGGAGGUAAAGCCUCGAAGCCGGACCAGUAGUAGUAGCUCUAGCAACCAUUCUCGAAGAAGCCGAUCACGAGGCAGCAACGGAAGCCGGGGUAAAGCACAAAGUCCAUCUGGAAGUCGCUCACGAAGUCGUUCCCGAUCGCGAAGUCAGAGCCAAAGUCGAUCCCGAUCAAGAAGCCGUAGCCGAAGUCGUUCCCGAUCACGUAGUCGGAGCCGAAGUAGUUCCCGAUCACGUAGUCGGAGCCGAAGUCGUUCCCGAUCACGAAGUUUAAGUGGUGGCAGCAGUCAGUCAACUCGAAACUCGAGUCCUGCGGGAAGCAAGAAGAGUACCCCAAGAUCAUCUAAAGCCAGCCCAAGGUCGAGUCAACUGGAAUCGUUGCAGCGCGAGUUGGCGGAGAAGCACGAGUCCCAGCUUAACGAGUUACGCGAGCAAAGAGCGCGGCUCGAGGAAUUGCAGCAACAGCUAUCUGCGGAGCAGGCCAAGCAGAGGGAACAGCAGCUCUUGCUGGAGGAAAAGCAGAAGACUGUGACGGAGGAGCAGCAGAAGCUUAUUCAGGCGCAAAUUGACGAACAGAGGGAGAGACAGAAAAGGUUACAAGAAGAGCAAGAGCGCCUUCAGGAAAAACAAGAAGAUUUCCUCCGUAAACAAAAAGAGCAACAGGAGCAGCUACUACAGCAGCAGCUUAACCAAUCACAGACGCUCCAGCUACAACAGCAGCAACUCGCUCAAAUGCUGGCAAACAGUCUGCAAGCCAAACAAGACAAGGCCAUCGGCACCGAUCAACCAGAAGUGACGUCACCAAGAGCGACUCCGAGGGCGUCCCCUAGAGCUUCUCCUAGGGCGUCCCCUAGGGAUCAAUCCUCGCAUUCUUCUCCUCGAAACUCUAGGAACAGCUCGAGAAAGUCUUCUCCCAAGCCAUCUCCAAGGUCUUCACGUCCAACCUCCAGCCGGAAGUUGAGCCGCAAGUCGAGCCGGAAGUCAUCCCGUCCCACUUCCGGUCAGCAGUCUCCCGUGAAUGUGAGCGGAAGUGAUACGGACAGCUCGGACUCGGACUCGUCUGUGUCGUCCAAGGCGUCAGAGGGAAAGCCUGACAAGAGUGCGCCUGAUGUGGCCGACGGAGGUCCGGGCGGAGAGGAGGAAGGGCCGCCAAAUGUGCAGUUCCACGUGUCUGGUGAUAAUGAGGCGUGUCUUGUUACCAAAGGCUCACACGGCUUGUUGAUCUCUCGCCGACCACCAGAUGAGGACCCUGCGAUCGAGACGCGCCCCAUCCCCAGGAAGGUGAAGGUUGGCGACGAGGUGCUGGCCCGCUGGGCAGAUGAGGGCUGGUACUACAGAGGGACUGUGCGUCAGGACUGUGCGGACGGUACAUAUUUUGUGGAGGACAGUGUGGGUGACUUGGAGCAGAUUCAUCGAAGUGACAUGAUCACAGAUGAAGAUGACGCAGAUAACGUGAUUAAGCCUGGUGAUCCCAUCGUUGGUUUGCAUCCGAACUUUUCCUACAGCUACGCCCCAGGUGUCGUGAUAAGCCUGGAGGCGGGAAACAUGCACCAAACGCGCUACUAUGACGGGAUCGAGGCCCUGCUUCCGAGAGAGGAACUCUACAAACUCACGCCGGAAAAAUUUGAGAGUGACUGCGCAUAUAUCCUGGCAUGCGAGGAAAGCCUUGUCGGCCAGGCAGUGGUGGCCAGGAAUGACAAGGAUGGUACAUUUAACCUUGGAACCGUGCGAGAGCGGGUCGGUAACGGACGACAGUAUAUCAUUGAAUGGGCGGAUCAGACAGUACAGCUCCAGAGCUCUGGGUACAUGUUCGGCGCGCAUACCAAGAGGCACCCGCUGGCCAUAGGUGACCGCGUGCUCGCCCUGGCUGACGCCGCCUCCUAUGUCUACAUCCCAGGGUGGGUCACGGGGAGUAACGGCAGACGACUUGUCGUCAAGUUUUGUAAUGGAAAAAGCUCCAGCCAUGUGGACCCCCUGCAGUGCUUCUGGUUAUCACGUGAUUACUACGACGGUGUUGUAGAUUUCUUUCUCAAGAAAACAAAGGAAGGUUCUCCGUGACAAUGCGAAACUCCUUUAAGCCACCGCGAAUAACAAAGAAUCCCUUGAAGGAUCUUCUUCGAAAAUAUGAAGAAAGAAGAAGGAAACGGCCUGAAGUCUCGGAAUAGAGACAUUAUUGUCAGCUAUGAAUAUAGGAUCCAGAUUAAAAUACCUUCAUCGCGAGCUCCCUGUGGCUUGGGACCAAAGCGAGGCUACGUGUUUAUAAUGCACGCUUUUUUUCCCAUUACAGACUGUAGGAUAGAUCGAAGGAUGCUUCGGUGUCGCAACGCCGACAGUCUGUUGUUUCAUCUAGAUUAAAUGACAUUGUAAGGAAAGAUUGCUCUCGACACGUAUGAUUGUAGAUUCUAAAAGAGCGUGCUUUGCGCUCGCUUUCCCAUCCCUAUUUUAUAAAGCUUGUUUUAUUAUUUCAAACAUUUUGUAAUUGUGACUUAAAGUAUCACCCGAGAUUACCCACAUAGUCAUCGUCUUUAGGAGAAACUACUGUGACGCAUUUAAGAUCAACGUUAUAAAAAAAUAAAGAAAGUAAUUUUAUGGU